Sycon ciliatum is the source of this 2816-nucleotide messenger RNA. RefSeq lists its product as uncharacterized. Gene Ontology annotation, biological process: proteolysis. Lineage: Eukaryota; Metazoa; Porifera; Calcarea; Leucosolenida; Sycettidae. The record is from RefSeq and is a predicted model, not a curated record. The coding region runs from base 496 to 2454 and encodes 652 amino acids. Gene Ontology annotation, molecular function: metalloendopeptidase activity; zinc ion binding. The transcript has 7 exons.
UGAAGAAGAGAGUUGUGAAAGGUCUUUCAUAAAGUAAAGCAAGUUCGCGGGUGGGCCAUGGGUUGAGCCAUGAGAAACACAACCAGGAUGCAACGAUCUUUGGUGUACAUCUCCUCAGGCUAAAAUAAUGCACGCUGCAUUCUUGACAUGAGCUUGUUGGUUUCGGCCGCUGUCAUUAAUGAAAAUGACAACAGGUUGUGAAAGUACGGAUUCCCGUGCCGGAUGCGCCGGCCAGGGCGAAGUGCAAGCCGACUGCCAGGAAGCCAGCGCAGCCGGCUCAAUCGCUCGUCCAAAAAACUGUUUGGACUGCAUUUGCUGUCCGCGUGUACGUGUGCAACGGUUGGUUGCUGACAAUGGCACUCCGAGUGCACUGCAAAAUAGCUUCUGUAGCUGCUCUCACUCUCAGCGCAAGCGUCGAAGCCCGUCGUCGUGUUUCGAUGGUAAUGGCUCCAGCCAGAAGGUGAGAAGCGGCUCUCAGUUUGAGGACGGGAAGCGAUGAUGGCGGCUGUGCACAUGGCAGCGCUGUCGCUCCUGCGCUUUGUAGCAAGCCGGAGAAGAAGAAGAAAUGAGCUGAUUCGGAUCAUUCCCGUUGUUUUUCGGCUACUUUUUCUCAGUAUUUGUGGUGUCCUCAUAAUUCAAGGUAAAGAAUUAGCGCUUUCCAUAAACGAGGAAGACAGAUCUGAAAUCGAAAGGCAGAGGAGCGUGACCGAAAGUGAGCACUUAGUUGACGAGUGGUCGAAUGAAGGACGGCCCCGCUCAUCUUUUCGCUUUCAGGGAACGUUUUCGCGAGAAGACCAUGGCGAGACAGGUGAGCCACGUUUGCACGCUCAUGGCAAUGGACGGCCAAGCAGCAGCAGCCUGUAUGAUCCGGAGCAGCCUUUUCAUCUGCUGGCCGACCUGAAGCCGCUCAGCCAGCUCUACCCCGACGUCCUCAAGCAACCCAAGCAGGACGAGAUGGAUAUCAACCAAGAGUAUGACUCAAUCAAGUCACUGUAUCAAGGAGACAUCCAGCUGCCACCCGAAGACGAACAGCAAGAACCUGAGCCCCAGGCCCGCAACGCUCAAGUGUCUGGCGGUAGUGUAGCACGUUAUCGCCGUGCCUCUACAAGCACCUAUGAACGACUGUGGUCCAAUGGCAUAAUCCCCUUCUCCAUCCACUCCUCAAUACAACAUGACGAGGAGCGAAUGUUUGCCGUCAGAGCCGCAAUAUACAGCUGGGAGGGAAGCACCUGUCUGAAGUUCGUCCCUAGGCUCGCCGAGCCCGACUUCAUAGAGUUCAGGAACGAGGAUGGAUGCUGGUCGUACAUUGGUCGCCGAGGCGGCCGGCAGAUUCUCUCGAUCGGCGAGCGCUGCGCGCGUGUGGGCAUCAUGAUCCACGAGAUUGGCCACGCGCUCGGGCUGUGGCACGAGCACAGCAGACCGGAUCGCGACCGGCACAUCCGCAUCCGCUGGGAGAACGUUGCCGCCGGCCGCUGGAAGAACUUUGCCAAGUCACAUCCGGACAUGAUCAACAGCCUGGGCACUCCGUACGACGUCACCUCCAUCAUGCACUACGGGCCCAGGUCGUUUGGCCGGCGCAAUCUCGACGGCUACAAGAUGACAACGAUUCAGCUGGUCGACGCUGGGCAGACCGGCGGUGAUCGCAUGGGCCAGCGCAUAGCACUGAGCGCUGUGGACAUUCUUCAGAUGAACCGGCUCUAUAGAUGCCACACAGAAGAUCAGACGACAUCAGCUCCUCAUCAGCGGCCGGCAGUGCUUCCAGUAACCGUGCAGCCGGUGUGCCACAACGGCGGAACCUGGUCAGACGGUGGCUGCCUGUGCCCACGGCGAUUCACUGGCGGAGCUUGCGAGACACUUCGCAAGCCACGAUCGUGUGAAGAUCACAGCGAGAUCUUUGGAAACGUUUCGGAUGGUUUCUACAACAUCACUGUCAGAGACUGCUCCACACCAUUACAGGUCUACUGCCUCGGCAUGAACAGCAGCCAACCGAUGACAUUCCUGGUGCCGUCGCGCGACUCUCACUCGUACUCGCACUUCUACGGCCCGCGCACUCUCCUCGGACGGGCCGAGGCUAACUGCUCGGGCCCGCUGCGCAGGGACGAGUGGAAGCGGAAGGGAGUGACGCUCUUCUUCAGGAUGCGACUGAACACGACGAGCAUGUCGAUCGUGCAGAGCGACCACACGUUCACCUACAGCCACGGCGUCGCGCACCCGCUCGGCUGGGCCGGCGACUGCUACUCGCGCUCGCCACACUGCCCUCGCGGCUCCCUCCGCAUCAACCUGAGUGGCAGCGGCAUGCAGUUCGACGGCCGCCCACCGUGGCGGCUACGCGGCCAGGCGGUGGGCCACGCCGUCAUAGACUUGCUGUCGCCGUGGCUGCUGACGGGAAAGUGCGGCGGCUGGUGUGGCCAGUGUCGGCUCUAUGAUAUCCGUGUCAAGCCCGACCUUUGCUGAACACCGGAGAAUAUCUAUCACAAAACAAUUUCUGAGAUUUAAUUCUAUAUUUGAAGUGGUCGCUCUUUUCUGCUGUGCUUUCUCACUUUCUUCUUCCUUUCUCGAUCAUUCUCGCUUGGCACACCAUUCCGUUUUGUCAUGGUUGUCUUUCACCGUUUAUCUCAAAACAAUUAUUGGUAGUCAACUGACAUACCAGGAGAUGUAUAUAUACUUCAAGGUACACACGGGUAGAGUUGUUACGGCAGUUACAGCAGAAACGCUUUGAUUCCUUCUUUCAAGUGUGUGUACUUCAAAGUAGACAAUACAGUACUAGUGACAUACUCUGUACUCUGUACUCCGUAAACCUCAUUUGUGCCGCUUGC